AUGGCUGAAUCCGUCAGCCAGAAUGUCACGCUCUCCGUGCGCCGUCCCUCAGAUACGCCCGUCAUCUUCGUGGCGGGUUCCUUUUCCAAUCCGAAAUGGGCGCCCCUCGAAUUGGCCGUGAAGACCGUCGAGUUCCAGGAUGACGAGGGCCUUACGUCUACUGAGUACCUGUUCUAUCGCGAUGUGCAGGUCCCUGCUGGUCAAUAUGAGUAUCGAUUCCGAGAAGAUGCCGAGGGCUCGUGGUUUCAUGAUGAGACGGCGAAGAGUGCCCCCGGAGAUGAUGGUCUCGUGAACAACAUCCUCCUCGUCGAGUCCCCCGCCGUCGCUUCCGCUGAGGAGGAUCUGUCGGCCGCUAAGGAAGAAGAGAAGCCCGUUGAGAACGGCACCGCUGAUAAGGCGGAGGAGCCUGCUAAGGAGUCUGCGGAGAAGGACUCGUCCGCACCCAUCGAGACCAACGGCACGGCGGAGAAGGACGCUGCAGUUGAGGAACCCGAGCCGGUUGUUGAGUCGAAACCCGAGGAGCCGGUCUCAAACGGCGAUGCGGCGCCUGCGGUCAUUGACGCCGAGCCUGCUACGCAAGAGCCCGCGAUGGAACCCGUGAACGGAACGGCCGAGACGGUGGAGGCGGAGAAACCGACUACGUCCCAGCCCGAACCCGUGGAAGAGGUCGUCGAAAAGACGGAGGAAGUCCCCGCUGUUGUCGAAAAGAAGGCGGUUGAGAAGGGUGAGCACAAGCCUGAACCCGAGGAGCCUUCGACAGCGAGCAGCGGUCCGGUCAUCGCCGAGGACAAGCCGGUCGACGAACCGCAACCGGAAGAGCCGGUUGCCGAGAAGGAAUUUCCGGAACCUGUCAAGGAGGAAGCUCCAGUCGAGCAGCCAUCGACGGAAGCGCCUGCUGUCGAGGAGACGCCUGCUCCCGUCGCUGAAGCCCCCAAGGAGCCCGAACCUGUCGCCGAAGAACCCGCUAAGGAAUCUAUUGAUGAGCAGCCAUCUGUGGAGGCCGCGGUUGCGGAGCCCGUGAAGGAGGAUGCUAAAGAGAAGCCGGUUGAAGAAACUCCUGCGGUUGAAGAGCCCAAGGAGGCUGCCGCCGAAGAAAAGGUCGAAGAGCCUGUUUCCGAGUCUGUCCACGAACCCGCUACCACCGAGCCUGCUGUCGAAGAACCUGUCAAGGAGGUGAACGGCGCUACCGAGGAGCCAGCUACCGAGAAACCUUCGACCGAGACUCCCGCGGAGGAGCCGGUGAAGGAGUCUGCCCUCGAAACCCCGGCCGCCGCCGAAGCUACCGAGAAGCCAACGGAGGAGGCGACCGAGGAGCCCGCUAAGCUAGCUGUCGAAGAAGAGAAGCCGGCCGCCGAGGAGCAUACCGAGAACCCCUCUACUGACGAGGUGAAGGAGACCGAGCCGACUCAGGUUGCUUCCGAGGAGCCGACUGUUCAGCAACCUGCGGAAGAGGAGACCACCGUGGAAACUCCCAAGGAGUCUGCUGAAGAGAAGACAGAAGAGAAGGUCGUUGAGGAGCUUGCUAAGGAAGAGCCCGUUUCUGAAGAGACCCCUAAGGAAUCGACCACUGAGGAGGCUGCGGCUCCCGAGCCUGUCCAGGAAUCUACUCCCGAAGCUGCACCCAUGCAGGAGUCCGAACCCGUUACGGAGAAGGAACCUGUCGUCGAAGAGCAUGCCACCGAAGCUCCCACCGUCGAGGAACCCGCAAAGGAGUCUCAGGUAGAGGAGACCGCUCACGAACAGGUCUCCGAAACUCCCGCCGCUGAACCCGAACCUUCCAAGGAGGUGGUCGAGGAGCCUACCGUCGAAGAGGCUGUUCCUGAGGCUCCUUCCGAAGAGAAGGUCACCGAAGAGAAGGUCACCGAAGAAAAGGUCCCCGAGGUGUCGGCUGAUGCCCCUGUCGCUGAGGAGACCGCUGAGGAGCCUAAGGAAUCCCUCGUUGAGGAAUCUGUCCAGCCUACCGCCGAGGAACCGACCCCCGAAAAAUCUGCGGAGGAAACUGUCAAGGAGACCGAGCCCGAGGCUCCCGCUGUUGAGGAGCCCGUCAAGGAGGAGCCCGUCAAGGAGGAGCCCGUCAAGGAGGAGCCCGUCACGGAGGAACCCGCCAAGGAAGAGCCUGCUCCUGUUGAGCAGACCACCGAGGAAUCGGUAGUGAAGGACGAGCCGGAGGAGGUCCCCGCCAAGUCGGAGCCCGCGAAGGAAGUUGAGCCUGUUGCGGAGGAAACCAAGGUCGAGGAGCCUGCAUCUGAAGAGCCUCAGGCCGAGGAAAUCAAGGCUGAGGAGGCUACCGAAGAGGCUAAGACUGAGGUUGAGGAACCCAAGGCUGAGGAGACUCCGGUUGAAACCAAGGUGGAGGAACCCAAGGCUGAAGAGGCCAAGGUCGAGGAGCCUGUAGCUGAGGAAACUAAGGUCGAGGAACCUCAGGUUGAACAAGCUACGCCCGAGGAGCCUAAGGCUGAAGAAAUCCAGGUCGAGCAGCCCACGCCUGAAGAACCCAAGCCUGAGGAAGUCAAGGCUGAAGAGCCUGAAGCCAAGGAGCCCGAGGUUGAGGAAACCAAGACCGAAGAGGUCCAAAUUGAGGAACCUAAGGUUAAGGUCCCCGAGGCUCAGGAAGCCACGGUUGAGGAGACUGUCGAAGAGUCCAAGACCGAGGAAGUCACUGCUGAGGAGCCGGUUACGGAGGCGCCCAAGGUCGAAGAGCCCCAGGUCGAGGAAUCUACCGAGAUCAAGGCUGAAGAGCCCCAGGUUGAAGAAUCUAAGAUUGACCAGCCCGAGACUGAAGAAGCCAAGGUCGAGGAGGUCAAGCCCGAGGAGCCUGUCGCCACCAAACCGAAGGAGGAGCCAGCCGAAGAAGCCCUCCAACCCGCCGAGGAGCCCAAGGUUGAGGAGCCAAUUGUUGAAGAUUCUCCCGCCAAGGUCGAAACCGAAGAAGUGGUUGCUGAAGCACCCAAGGAAGUCGUCUCAGAGGAGCCAGUCGCCACGGAAACCGAGGCUCCCGCUGCCGAUGUCUCUGACAAGAAGGAAGAGGUCAUCGAGGAGCCCGCUACCCAGGAGCCUGUUGUGGAGACUCCCGCGGACCCGCCUGCAGCCGAGCCCGUGACGGAGACGGAAGAGCCUGAGGAGGAAUCGACCACCCAGAACAACACGGAAGACGAAGUUGCUGAGGCGAUUGAAGCUCCCAAGGAGAGGCCAAGUGUGCCCGAGCCAGUGGCUGAGCCUGCCACCGAGGCGGUUCCUGAGCAGGUACCGGAAACUCAGGCCGCGGAAGAGACAAAGCCCGCCGAAGAAACGACCCCUGCUCAGGAGGAGUCUCAAGAAGCAGAGCCUGUCCCUGCUGCUACUACCGAGACCCCCGUGCAGGAGGAAGUCCCUGCUGCUGAGCCCGUCCCCGAAUCGGAAUCCACCGAAACUGUGAAGGAGGACGCUGCAGAAGAGCCUGCUGAAUCCAAGGACAGCAUCCUGUCUCCUGAAGUCAUUGGUGCUGGUGCCGCCGCUGCCGUUGGUGUUGGUGCUGUUGCCGCUGGGGUGGCUAUUGCUUCCGCUGAGAAGAAACCCGAGACUGAAGACAAGGACCAGAAGAAGGCCGAGCUAGAGACCAAGGGUAAGAGAAUCAUUGCACCAUUAGACCGACAUGUGGAUGAACCUGACUCCAUUCAAACAGUGCCUGCCGCUGAUGGCGCCUCUGAGGAGCCUACUGGAAGCCAGCAGCCUGCAGUGAAGGAACCGGAACACCAAACCCAGACACCGGCCUCGAACGAGCCUUCAACUUCUGCCGAGCCUGCUUCUGAGCCCGCUGCUACUGAGCCCACUGCUUCUGCCGAGACAGAUGAGGACAAGCAGGUGGCCAAGAAGGACGGUGACAAGUCUCGCUCCCAGAGCCAGAACCGCUCUGUCCAGGCUUACUCCUUGAACAACCAGGCCGAUGGCUGGUUGAAGACCAUUCUGCGUGCCGUCUUCGUCAACUUCUUCGGUGCCAUUUUCUCGCCUUUCCGUCGCCGUGGACGAUCCAACCAGUAA
This is a messenger RNA of Aspergillus affinis, 4017 nucleotides long. Its product is annotated as PT repeat family protein. Bases 1 to 4017 code for a protein of 1338 amino acids. Lineage: Eukaryota; Fungi; Ascomycota; Eurotiomycetes; Eurotiales; Aspergillaceae. The record is from RefSeq and is a predicted model, not a curated record. The transcript is spliced from 2 exons.